AUGGUGCCCGACGCCAUCCAGCGCGCAGGAUCCAACAAGCGCAAUGUCUCGGCGCCACUCCAAAGCCACCCCAAGUCCCCCGUUAUCAGCGACCUGGAGUCCGAAGAUGGCCUGGUCUACGACCUCUCUGAUCCGUGGGACCCCUCUGCCGCUCAAGCAGUCGCCGUUCCUGCCCCACACCGCAUCCCUUCACAGAAGCAGCCACGCCUCACCUCCAUAUCAAAGGUCCCCAACGCAGAUCCAUACAUCGCGCGUAAUCCCUGCAUCAAAGGCAAGGAACCAGCAGCCAGUUUUCGAGACCGCACAGUUGCACCCACCGCACCAGCUACUUCUGCCGCACCAGCUGUACAGCGCAUCCACCGGAAGCCAGUCGAACACCCCAUCGGGAGUCUGACUCCUCUUUCUGGGCUCGGCUUGGAGGAUGCUGGCAUCGACGACGUCAUGGGAGGAGCUGAGGUCGCCCGUUUUGACGACAGGCAAUUUGCGAAGAACGCCCAACUGACAGGUCGGCAUGGGAGCCAAAGAGACAGCAGGGGCAUCAUGGCUGCUCGUAUGGAGAUGCAGCAGCAACAGAUCGAUCAGAACCGCGUUCCACAAACCAACGGCCAGUUUCAGGUCCAUCCAUACGACUCUCCCCUUCCACCCGUCGCUCGCAAGAGCGUCGGCUUCUCUGACGUCGAUGAUGAGAUUCACCCGCAAGGAGUGCACGAGUCUCACCGCUUUUCACGCCAUCACGGUCCCGAGCGGACGUACGUCAAAACGCCCAUGUUAGAAGAGUGGAGACAAGCGCCCGUUGCCACUCUAGUUGCUGAGGACCUCGACUUUAUGACACCUACAAGGACCCCAAAUACCGCGAACAACAACACUUGGUGGGAAGGGAACCAAACAGGCCGGCGCCGGCGGUCAGGCACACAUGUGGAGCCUACAUACGAUGGCUAUGCCGAUGAGCCUUUUCCCCAGACAAUCUUCGAUCCUCCGCUGCACCUCAAGUGUGGACCACUGCUACGAUACACUGGCCUACGAAGAGACCAAAGCCGGGCGGGCAAAGAACGAGAGAUAUGGAGAGGAAGUGUAAUGAUCGUUACCACCGACGCCGGGUCAACGUAUCAUAAAACGCCCGUCCUACGUCUUUUCAAACAGGCAAUGGACAUCCUUCCACCGCCACCACAGGAGCUUGACGGCGAUGAGCUCAACCCUGCUUAUGUUGAUCCCAUCGAAGGACAAUGUAAAGUCUCGAGAACCGGGCAGACCAUGUACGUGAAACCUGUCCACGAGAUAGCCGAAGGCGAGGAUCUGUCUCGAACCGAAGACGAGUCUGGUCUUUUCUCGUUGGUUCGUUCACUGAGCGCCCCCGGCGCGAGACCGACGCGCAUUCAUAAAAAAGACGGCGAAAAGCUCGGUAAAGUAAGAGAGAUUCCUGGAGUUCGUCUGCACGCUGAACGAGGCGUCACGUUUUGGCGCUUCAAUCUCGAGGUCGAACUUGGAAGCGCGCAAGCACGUGUUGCAUACAGGAUCAACAACGGCCCUGCGGUCGGUUUCUGGGUACCAGCCAAGGGCGAGACUAUGAAUGUCAUGUUCCACAGCUGCAACGGCUUUUCAUUGAGCGUAGACCCAAAGCAGUUUUGUGGACCAGAUCCAAUGUGGCGCGACGUUCUAAACUCACAUCAAAGCAGGCCGUUCCACGUUAUGCUUGGAGGGGGCGACCAAAUCUACAAUGAUGCUGCCAUGAAGCAGACGACAUUGUUCAGACAGUGGACCGAGAACAGGAAUCCGCUAGAUAAACAUCAUACUCCAUUCUCCGAGGCAAUGCAGAAUGAGCUGGAGCAGUUCUACUUGGAUCGAUAUUCCAUGUGGUUCUCACAAGGUCUCUUUGGCAUGGCCAACUCCCAGAUUCCAAUGGUCAACAUAUGGGAUGACCACGACAUAAUUGACGGCUACGGAUCUUAUCCCCACCACUUCAUGCAGACACCAGUCUUUACUGGCAUCGGUGCUGUGGCCUUCAAGUACUACAUGUUGUUCCAGCACCAGUCUGUUCCUGCCGAAACCGAACAGACAGAACCCUCGUGGGUACUCGGCAAAAGUCCCGGACCAUACAUCAAGGAGCGUUCUCGAAGUGUGUUCAUGCAUCUUGGCCAACAGUUGGCCUUCUUGGGACUGGAUUGUCGGACUGAACGACAACGUGACGAGAUCUUGACUGAGGAUUCAUACGAUGUCAUUUUUGAUCGUCUUGAAGAUGAGAUCAUCAAGGGUCAGACCAAACACUUGAUCGUACUCCUUGGAGUGCCAAUUGCUUACCCAAGAUUGAACUUUCUCGAAAACAUAUUGACUAGCAGAUUGAUGGACCCUAUCAAAGCCAUGGGACGCGCCGGUCUGCUUGGUGGCUUUGUCAACAGAUUCGACGGUGGCGUCGAAAUUCUUGACGACCUCGAUGAUCACUGGACGGCCAAGCACCACAAAGAAGAACGAAACUGGUUCAUCAAGGAGCUGCAGCAUAUCGCAGAGACAAAAUCCGUUCGUGUGACCAUCCUUGGAGGUGACGUGCAUCUCGGUGCUGUAGGUCAAUUUUACUCCAACAAGAAGCUUAAGAUACCAAAAGACAAAGACGCCAGGUACAUGCCCAACGUCAUCUCUUCUGCUAUCGUCAAUACGCCUCCUCCAGAUAUGAUGGCCGAUAUUCUCAAUAAGCGCAACAAGGUUCAUCACCUCGACGCCAACACCGACGAAGACAUGAUUCCAAUCUUCACUCAUGGCGUAGACGGAAAGAAGCGAAACAACAAUCACCUCCUCCCUCACCGGAACUGGUGCAGCAUCCGCGAAUACAAGCCGGGGUCGUCACCGCCGGGCACUCCUAAUCCUGAAACAAGGCCCCAGCCUGGUAGGAGACUAUCAGACUCUUUCAAUCCUCGUCAGAUGGUCAGGAGAUUCAGUAGUGACCAGGCGCGUCGACCAAGCGCGCGUGGACGCGGCCCACCUUUGUCGUACUACAACAACCCUCAGAACGCCACUGCCGACGAGCUUCAGACCGACGUACACAAUCAACCACAAUCAUCAUUCUCUCCAGAUAGAUCUGAGAGUGAAAGGCCUCGGUCUCGCCGCAACUCGCUAACUUCACUGUUUCGCCGCCGCGCUUCAGUCGACAGUGGCGAUCGUCACAACUCUACACAAAGUCUGCCACCAGUGCAAGCCCGGAACAAUGCCUCCCUCGAGCGCCCGUCCGAGUUUCGUCGUAGACCCAGCGUCUUGACAAAGAAGGGCUUACAACAGAAACAAAAGGGCGACUUCAUCAACCUCGAAGGUGGUCUAGAUAUCUCUCUGAAUAUGGAGGUCUCACAACACGAUCCCGCUGGCAUCACUGUUCCUUACCGCCUUUUGGUGCCUACGCUCAACUACACGGUCCCAGAGCCUGGCACCACCGAGAAGCAGCCACGCAAGGGCAGCUUUUUGGGCAUGUUUGGAGGUCGGCGAAAGAGGAAGACUAUCGGUGACGACGGCUAUUCGCAGAGCGGCAGUGAGAGUGGAACUGACAGUGACGUAGGAGAGAUGUCUGAAGACGACGAGGAAGAGCGCGCUCGCCAAAGGUACAGGGUCGGGCCCAGGAUCCUGAUUCCUGGCUUUGGAUCUAGGAACAAGCGUACUGCUUCUGCGAACCAAGCCCCCGCACACGAUACUGGUUUGAGCUCAGGGUUCCAUGCUAAUGAAGAUUUGGUCGACCAUGCGCGUACGGGCGGGUCGCGCGAUAUGGGACCAAAUCGAAGGCAAAGCGUAGACGUGGAACCUACAAACCAUGGCACUGACGGUUCAGCAUGGGAGGCUGUUGGAGGGAGAAGACACAGCAGUGCCCCACAAUCACAAUCUGCACCUCCAACUGCAGCUCUACCUCCUAUGCGUUCUGGCCCCUUACACAGAACACCCACGCACAACUCAUCCCACAAAUCGCAGCUGCCUGAGCCCCAGUCUCCUGAUGUCCAGAGGCGUUCUAUGGGUGGGAUUCUCAAUCAGCAUGGCGACGAGAUCUUUGAGCACGAUGCUCACGUACUUGCUCAUACCUCUUCCAAGUCGAAGCGGGACUCCUACAAACGCGACUCCUACCCACCGCACCCUGCCAUCGUAGGUGCCGGACCAGACUCACCGUACAACUAUCGAGGCGGUAUGCAAGCCCGAGACGACACCGCAGGUGGUGAUUACUUCAGCAGUGGCAGUCGACAGCCACGACCCACGAGCCAGACCCGUCCCAUAUCCAAUGGACAUUUUAUACACCCAACACCUCAACGCGCAAUUCCUGCGCCCGCCCCUGCGCCUGCCACUGCAUCUAUAAGGGCUGUGUAUGCUGAACGAGGUGGCUAUGACCGGAUGUCGUAUCCUGCUUACCCCAGCCGAAACGGCAAUGGUGCUGGAGAUGACGAGUAUGAUAGCGUCGAUGAUGACGACAGAAGCUACAGUGGUGGUGGGCAAGAGAUGAGCCAGGAGAGCUUUGUGCCGCCAAAGCCGAAGAAGAAGUGGCAGAUCUGGCGGUAG
Boeremia exigua is the source of this 4515-nucleotide messenger RNA. RefSeq lists its product as uncharacterized. The record is from RefSeq and is a predicted model, not a curated record. Gene Ontology annotation, cellular component: membrane. The transcript has 2 exons. Bases 1 to 4515 code for a protein of 1504 amino acids. NCBI's taxonomy places the organism in Eukaryota, Fungi, Ascomycota, Dothideomycetes, Pleosporales, Didymellaceae.